CCCUUCCUUUCUUGUCCUUUCCCCUUCCCUACCCCUAGGGAUAUUUUUCUAUAGUAGAAUCCUUUCUCUCACUUAUCCACUCCUUCGAGUAAACAUAGCCUAAGAGCCAACGACCGUGGAUUCUUUUAUUAUUCUAUUAUCCAGUCUUUCACCACCUUACCUAUUUAAGCCCCUCAAAUGCAGCACCCACCUAUUAAUUUAACAGCCACUUCAUCUAGUCCUUCAAAGGAACGAUACAUGGAGAACGGGAACAUCGCCGCCGCAUCACCAGAAGAGGGCCAACGCCGCCCGGCGUUCGGAUGGGCCGCCAGAGACGCCUCCGGCGUCCUCUCACCCUUCACCUUCUCCCGGAGGAAAAAUGGGGAGAACGAUGUGACCAUCAAGAUCUUGUACUGCGGCAUCUGCCACUCUGACCUCCACUCCGUCAAGAACGGGUGGCAAAACUCCGUCUACCCGAUCGUGCCUGGUCACGAGAUCGUCGGCGUUGUCACCGAGGUGGGCGGCAAGGUGGGCAGGUUCAAGUUGGGCGACCACGCCGGCGUCGGCUGCAUGGUCAACUCCUGCCGCAGCUGCCACGAGUGCGCGCGGCACCAGGAGAACUACUGCCCCGGCAUGAUCGUGACCUGCAACGCCACCGACGCCGACGGCACCGUCACCUACGGCGGCUACUCCGACUCCAUCGUGGUGGAGGAGCACUUCGCGGUGAAGUUCCCGGCGGGCAUGCCGCUCGACCGCAGCGCUCCUCUGCUCUGCGCCGGCAUCACGGUCUACAGCCCCAUGAAGCGCUUCGGGUUAGAUGUCCCCGGGAAGCACAUCGGAGUGGUGGGCCUCGGCGGGCUCGGCCACGUCGCCGUCAAGUUCGGCAAGGCCUUCGGCGCGAAGGUGACGGUGAUCAGCACGUCGCCGAGCAAAAGGCAGGAGGCCGUCGAGCGGCUGGGCGCCGACGCUUUCCUGGUCAGCGAAGAUCCAGAUGAGAUGAAGGCCGCUUGGGGGACCAUGGACGGCAUAAUCAACACUGUCUCAGCAGCUCAUGAUGUAACUCCAUGGCUGUUUCUUCUCAAAACUUCUGGACAAAUGAUCAUGGUUGGUGCACCAUUGAAGCCAUUAGAGAUCUAUGCUUUCCCCUUACUUGUAGGUGGGAAAUCUAUCGUAGGGAGUAUAAUUGGUGGGAUGAAGGAGACUCAGGAGAUGAUAGAUUUUGCAGCAGAGCACAAUGUGACAGCAGAUAUCGAGCUUAUCAGCAUGGAUUAUGUGAACAAAGCCAUGGAGAGGCUCGCAAAGAAUGAUGUCCGCUAUCGAUUUGUUCUCGAUAUCGGGAACACUUUGAGUGCUGCUUAAGAGUAAGGAAGUUUAUAGUUGCACGAGGGAGCAACUUGAGUUUGCCAUAGUUUUUACCUUCUCGUAUGUUUUUAUUUACUCAAUUUGAAUUUGUAUUGGGAUAUUAGUAGCCGAUCCACCUAGUGGGGAUAGUGGAUAAGACUUUCUUGUAGUGCUAUGUACUAGUAUAUUUGAAAUAAGAUUUUGUUGCGGUCAAAAUCCGCAACCUCCCUCCA
This is a messenger RNA of Zingiber officinale, 1553 nucleotides long. RefSeq names its product probable mannitol dehydrogenase. Gene Ontology annotation, molecular function: cinnamyl-alcohol dehydrogenase activity; zinc ion binding. The coding region runs from base 178 to 1338 and encodes 386 amino acids. NCBI's taxonomy places the organism in Eukaryota, Viridiplantae, Streptophyta, Magnoliopsida, Zingiberales, Zingiberaceae. Gene Ontology annotation, biological process: lignin biosynthetic process. The record is from RefSeq and is a predicted model, not a curated record. The transcript has 4 exons.